This is a messenger RNA of Polyodon spathula (Mississippi paddlefish), 2016 nucleotides long. Its product is annotated as regulator of G-protein signaling 4-like. The record is from RefSeq and is a predicted model, not a curated record. NCBI's taxonomy places the organism in Eukaryota, Metazoa, Chordata, Actinopteri, Acipenseriformes, Polyodontidae. The transcript is spliced from 5 exons. The coding region runs from base 71 to 694 and encodes 207 amino acids.
CAAAACAGUGAUAGACACUUGGCUCACCAGCUAUCACUUGACAUUUACUUUUGAGAAUUAUAACAACAAAAUGUGUAAAGGACUUGCUGCAUUGCCUGCAACAUGCUUGAGAAGUGCAAAAGAUAUGAAGCACCGUCUUGGCGUCUUUUUACAAAAGCCAGAAUCUGUAUGUGAUCCAAACAGCAACAGCAAAAAGGAACAAGCAGCUGGUGCAAAGAAGGUCAGUGCUGAAGAAGUCCAGAAAUGGGGUGAAUCCUUAGAAAUCCUGAUAAAUAAAGAGGAUGGCCUGACAGCUUUUGUCACUUUCCUGAAGUCUGAGUUCAGUGAGGAGAAUAUAGAGUUCUGGAUGGCCUGUGAAGAUUAUAAGAAAAUUAAUUUGCCAGCCAAACUGGCCCCGACGGCAAAGAGUAUUUAUGAACAAUACAUUGCAGUUCAGUCUCCCAAAGAAGUCAACCUUGAUUCUUCAACGAGAGAGGAGACCAGCAGAAACCUUUUAGAACCCACAACUGCAUGCUUUGAUGAGGCUCAAAGGAAGAUCUUUCUGUUGAUGGAAAAGGACUCGUACCAAAGGUUCUUGAAAUCUAAGAUCUAUCAGGACAUGAUACAGCAGACCAACAGCAGCAGUUUUGGGACCCAGAAGAGAGGAAAUAAUAAGGCCACUGAAUUCAACCAGCAAUUUCCCCAGUGUGCAUAAAAACUUUCUCUAAUAGAGCUUCAGUGUACAUUACGUUGCUCCAUAGCCAAACACAGUCAUCUGAAAAUGAGGAAUCUGAGCUGUCAAGUUAAUCAAGCAAAGACCAAUAAUAUUAACCUAACUAUGGGGAAAAAAAAAAAUAAAAUAUAUAAGACCACCCCCAUUCACUCUUAUUGGAAAUAUCCAGGCCUUUUUGCUUGGAUUUUCCUAAUUCAGCUCAGAGAAUCCUUUGUAAAGCUUUGCUAUUGCAUUUUUCAAUUGGGGUACGACUGAAUCUAGAACAAUUCACUGAUGCUGUUAAUAACUUCAGGAAACCCUGAAGUUAUUAACAGGUAUAGACCCAAGCCUGUUUAAUCCAACCAGUUCACAAAUGUAAAACUUUGUGCAUAUACCAGCUGGUGCUCUGAUGAAACUUGUUUGUCAAAGCUUACAUUCUUUAUUUUAUUUAUUGUUUUAUAUAAUGUCUUGUACUGCUGUCAAGAGACCCAUUAGAUGCUGUGAUGUACUGUGUAAGUUAUUUAUGUAUAAAUGUGAAAACAAAACUUGUACUUUAAUGAAACUGUUUCUGUCAUGCAUUAUAUAUGUUAUAUGGAACUUGUGUAUCAAAUUACCUGUUCUUUGUACUGAAGCUCAUCUUUGUCUGAGCAUGUACAAAAUAUUGAAUGCUGUAACUAGUAUUUAUCCUGUUUGCUGUACAGUGGGCAACAUGUGCUGUAAGAAUUGUUUUAUUUAUGUUAUUCAUCACUAAGUUAUGGUUUCAUCUUGCAUCAUAGUGGAUUCUGUUUUUAUUGCAGAUGUAUUUUUAUAUUUUGAUAAAGUUUUAUGUUGCAGUUCUGCCUUUUUAAAAGCACUUUUAAGAAUAAACAUUUGCCAUUACAAAUUAUAGACCUUUCAAAACAAAACAAUUCCCUACCCCCCCCUCCCCCAGGUAUGGAUUUAACAUGCACAAGUUAAAGCUGCUUAACAAGAGGUAGAACAUUUUACAGUACGACUUGUAAAAUUGAAAUGUCAUUGAGAGGUGACGGUUUACAGCUCAAAACUGCCAUUAUAGGAUUUUGUGCAACAGAACUGCCGUCAUUACCUUAAUUACCAUGACCUCCUCACAAGGUCUGUUUGUUAUCCUGAUAGAGAUGUCAUGCUACUUUACUCUGCUGUGUUUCACAAGCCCUCUGUGUUGAAUUGUAAGAGUAUUGUGCUUAAAUGUUAGUCCACGAAUGAACCUUUCCAAAUGUACAAAUUCCUAGCGCUUGACUGCCAUUCUGACUGUACGUAGGGCUAAACUUAAUUACAAUCUGUUACGAAAUAAAAUGAUGUUUUUCUAA